Messenger RNA from Durio zibethinus, 1498 nucleotides. The record is from RefSeq and is a predicted model, not a curated record. NCBI's taxonomy places the organism in Eukaryota, Viridiplantae, Streptophyta, Magnoliopsida, Malvales, Malvaceae.
CAUAAAUCAAAUCGAACAUCCGAAUCUGAAUUUGUGCCGAAAACCCUAAGAACCAGCGUUUAGACUCCAGCAUUUUGUACGUGUUGAAAUCGAAAACCCAGAUAUAUCGUCAAGAAAUCAGAGGACAGAUACAGUUACAAGGCAAAAGCCGAUGUUACGGGCGAGAUCCUCAAUCUGUAACAGGUUUGAAUCUUGUAAACUCUCUUUGUUAUGCUGAAAGAAAAUCAGCUAACAGUAAAACCUCAACAAAACCCCAGUAGAAACAAUGACACCCCCUAUAAUCAGAGCUCUAUUCUCACUCUCCCUCAAGAAAUCUUCCCAUUUCCAAAAGUCCUUUUCCUGUUACUCCAUCUCUGUUCUUUUCUUUUCAUCUUCUACAACCACCCAGGCACCGAAACCCUCCCUUUAUGUAGCUGAUCAUUUUAUUAAAAAACACAACUUUUCCCCUGAACUUGCCUUGAAAGUUGCAUCUUCCUUAAUCUAUCUGAGGGAUCCUGGUAAGUGUGAUAGUAUAAUUUCAUUUCUUAAAGAAAGCGGUUUCUCAAAAUCCCAUAUUGAAGAAGCGGUCAAAAGAAGGCCUAGCCUUCUAUCUUCUAGUCUUGAGAAAUCCAUUAAACCCAAAUUCAAGAUAUUCCGGGACAUAGGAUUUUCGAGCAAUGAUGUUGCUGAUAUUGUAUCUGGUGAUCCAUGGGUUUUGUCUAGAAGCGUAGAUGAUGGAAUUGCACCUUCAAUUUCAGUUUUAAAGAGUGUUGUAGGAUCGAAUGCCAGUGUUGUUAAGUUACUAAAAACUUCAGCUUGGUUUUUGAAAUCUGAUCUGCAAAAGACUAUGAUGCCUAAUAUAGAGUUCAUGAGAAGUUGCGGGAUUAGUUCAUCGCAAAUUGUUAGAUAUGUGUUUAGCUUUCCUAGAUUUUUCUUGCAUAAACCCGAGAGCAUUGAGCAGUUUGUUCAAAGGGCUGACGACAUGGGAUUUAAUAGAAACUCAACUAUGUUUCUUGCUGCUAUUAGGAUGUUGAGUUCAAUGAGUGAAGAGAAUUGGGAACUCAAGCUGAAGCUUUUUAGGAGUUUGGGGUUUUCUGAAGAGGAUAUCAUGUCCACUUUUAGGAGGACACCUCAGGUGUUCGCUGUAUCAGAAAGGAAGAUUAAGGAGGUCACAGAGUUUUUGCUUAGCAGAAAGAAUAUAGAUAUUUCUUUUAUAAUAAACCACCCGACGGUGCUUUUUUUUAGCAUUGAGCAUAGGUUGAAGCCUCGGCUACCGGUCUUUGAGAUUCUAGAAAGAAAGAAUUUGCUAAGCCGGAAAGUUCGUUUGAACACACUUUUUAUGAUGUCUGAAAAGCGGUUCAGAGAGAAAUAUGUUCGUCCUUAUUUAAGAGAGCUCGAGAAAGUAGCCAUGGCUAUAGCGGGCAUAUAAUUGUUGAUCAAUAUUACAUAUUCAAAUGAAUUCAUAGGCAGAACCCUUAUUUGCUGAUGCUGAAAUAUUCUUAACAAGGAAAUUGCAGGA